Messenger RNA from Thalassophryne amazonica, 6318 nucleotides. RefSeq names its product zinc finger and BTB domain containing 4 (gene zbtb4). Gene Ontology annotation, molecular function: DNA-binding transcription factor activity, RNA polymerase II-specific; RNA polymerase II cis-regulatory region sequence-specific DNA binding. Gene Ontology annotation, biological process: regulation of DNA-templated transcription. The record is from RefSeq and is a predicted model, not a curated record. The coding region runs from base 200 to 5638 and encodes 1812 amino acids. Lineage: Eukaryota; Metazoa; Chordata; Actinopteri; Batrachoidiformes; Batrachoididae. The transcript has 3 exons.
CUCUCUCUCUCUCUCUCUCUCUCUCUCUCUCUCUCUCUCACACACACACACACACAGACGUGCGCAGACUGAGGGGGGAGAGAGAGAGGGAGAGGGAGUGAGAGGGGAGAGAACACAUCGCAGCAGAGAUGCAGCAGGAGAUUUUCCGAGCGGCCGCAUCGCGGGAGAAGAAGGAGGAAAAAGAUUUUGGGGGGUGGUCAUGGUGUCCGGUGAGAAGGUACGGGACCCCCUCCAUGUGGGCCUCAUCCAGUCACAUCUGAGGGAACAACGCCUCCCUGCUGCGUUAACUCCUCUCUGCAACCUUCCGCAAAGUGCAGCUAAGGAAGCACCGUGCCACCAGAACCAGCGGCAGACACCUUUGUCUUCUCCUGUGCAGGCGUCCUCACCUUUCUAUCUGCCUGUCAACAUUUGCACCACACGCUGCAGCUCCAACAACACUGAAAGGCCGCACAAGUCAGUCGGUUAUCUUGGAGUGGCCUCUCAGUCCGAAGAAGAGGAAGAGGAGGAGGAGGAGGAGGAAAGGGAAGUUGAGCAGCUGGAAAUGAAGGGUAAAAGGCAUGUUAAUCAGGGAGAGGCCUUAAUGGAGGACAGGCUGGAGGACAUGGCGGAUGGACCUAAAAAUGCAAAAAUCACUUUAAGCUUCCCACUUAGUGCCGGCCCCCUUCCUGCCUCUCUGACAUCACCAAACCUCUGUCGUAGCACCUCCUCUUCUUCCCCUUCCCCCCACCGACGGCGGCCAUCCUCCAAGAGCUCAGAUGAGGCAUCACUGUGGAAAAAGGAUGCGACUAUGGACAUAAAACACAGACCGUAUAAGCCCUCCAGACAUGACGGCUCUCCAUCGUCCUCACCCUCCUCAUCCUCAUCUCCCAUGGCUGUUCACGGACUCAUACGGAAGGAUAUCAAAUCUCCUCCUCCUCUGAAAAGCUCCAAACUCAAUCCAGAGACUCCGUUUAACAGUUCACCCCAAAGGUCCUCCAGUGGGUCUUUAGGGGGAUGUUACAGUGGAGAUGGGUGGGAUGAAAGACACAGGCCAGCCAAUGGAACGGUUUCACCCUCUCAGACCGCCCAAAUUCUCUUCAGUCUGGGUACGUCGGCCUAUCAAGGCCCGAGAGGCAGCAAUACAGAGAGGAAAGACAAAAUAACCGGCCGGCCUACCGGGAAGAUGGGAAGCCCUCAUGGACCAAGCCUUCACCCACCUGCUCUUCAUCUCCCUCCCCCACUCCCACCACCUCCUCCACCCCCAUCGGAGGGCCUCACCGCUCCCCCUCACUCAUCAUCUUACUCUCCUACUGACAGCCUGAAACCAGAGCUGAUUUGCGGGGUGUGCCACAGACUUUUCAGCUCGGCCUCCUCACUGACGGCCCACAUGCGGCUACAUCGUGGCAGCCGUGCCCUCUGCUGCCGCUAUUGUGGCAAAGUCUUCAUCCACAGCAAGAGACUGCAGUCCCACGAGGCCUCCUGCAGGGCACCGGGCCUGGCCUCCAACAGCCUGGGCCCUUCUUCUCUCACUGUGCAGCCAAAGGAGGAACCACUGGAGGAGGGUGAGGUGAGAAUAGAAGGGGGAGUGAUUGUGAGAGGUGCAGACAUCACUAAGGCACGGCCAGGGAAGAAAGCACGUAGCCUCCUGGCACGUAUCCAGAGUGAUGAUACAGCGGCCACAGAGCUACUGGGAGGUGACGAGAACCAUUUUGUGAAGGUGGUAGAUGGAAACGUCAUUUACUUCUGCUCUGUGUGUGAGCGUUCUUACAUGACCCUGUCCAGCCUCAAGCGCCACUCAAAUGUGCACUCAUGGCGCCGCAAAUAUCCAUGCCAUUAUUGUGACAAAGUCUUUGCCCUGGCAGAGUACCGCACGAAGCAUGAAGUGUGGCACACAGGAGAGCGUCGUUACCAGUGCAUUUUUUGCUGGGAUGCCUUUGCAACCUAUUACAAUCUCAAAACACACCAGAAGACCAUACAUGGGAUUAAUCCCAGCCUCAUCUCCAGUGAAAAGACAGCUAAUGGUGGUUAUAAGCAGAAAGCCAAUGCCCUCAAGCUCUAUCGCCUUCUUCCCAUGCGCUCCCAUAAGAGACCCUACAAGACCUAUAGUGAUGGCUUGGCAAAUGGUCUGGUUCUGCCACCGAAUGAAACACCUUCUCUGUCGAUGCCUGGUUUGGGCUGUGCUCUGGGUCCUGGAGACCUACAAAGCCUUCUCAGUGGAAGCCACCCUCAGAGUGUAAAGUCUGACCCAGAUGCCUUCCCUGCUGGCUUUCCCGUUUCUGUUGCUGCCGAGCAUAGGGACUUAUCUGUGUUAUCACCCCUCCCCCAACCAGACAUGACCCAAGUUAGAAAACAGGAGAAGGAGGCCCUAGAGUUAGACCAGGACAAAGGCAGUGGCAAUUUGAAAAUCUCUAGCAGCAACAAAACCAAAACUCCAAAGACUGGUAGAAGCACAGAACCAAACAUGACAUCUGUGAUAACAUAUGGCCAUACUAAACCCUCUGUCAUAGUUCAUGGAACUACAAUGUCCUCCUCUGUCAUUGUCCAUAGCAACCAGGUCACCUCUAGAAGUGACAAAAGCCCAAUGACUAGUCCGUCUCCUGAAUCCGGCAGUAGUCAGACAUCACAGAAGAGUAGUCCAAGUAAAAAACAAAAAGAUAGUAGUACACAUAAUUAUAGAAAGAGGUCCAGAGACAGUUCAGACACCACAGAGGAGAGUUUAAGAAGUAGAGAGGAUGCAGAGACACGUCGAUCAUUUCAAAAACCACGCAAGUCCCACAGCAAAAGUGACAUCUCUAAUUCAAAGCAGCCGUCAGCGUCAGUAGGGUCACAGGUCAAAGAGGCAGGCCCUCUGUGCCAAAUUACUGUACGCAUUGGCGAGGAGGCCAUAGUUAAGCGUAGCAUCUCUGAAACAGAUCUUAGGAGGGACAAAAGUCUCUCUCCCCCAAAAACCAAACGCAGUGAGACAUCAGCUCUGCGGGAUAACAAGGAGUCUCGUCACUCCCAUCACCAUCACCAUAAACACCACAGAGCCAGUGUGGAGGCAGAGCAUGAGAGGAAAGGAGGAGACAGUGAGGGAGAUGAUGUGGCGAAAAACUCUAAAUCCCCUGAAGGAGUUCGGGAAUAUUAUUUCCGUCAAGAGGUCCGUGAGCAAGUAGAGAGUGACCAUGACACAGAGGACAAUUUAUGGCGACCUUACUAUUCCUACAAACCUAAGAGAAAGGCACAAGCACAUCUGCAGAGGGUCAAGAACUGGCAGAGAAAACUGAAAUACAAGCGUUCUCUGCGGAUAAAGAGGAGGACAGAGAGACUUAAGAACAAUGUGAGUAAAGGCACAGAAAUAUCAGAAGAUGAGGAAGGUGGGAAGAUUGAGCAGGCUCAAAAAUUGCCAGACAGUAACACGGAGAAUGAAGAGGCAGAAAAGACAAAUUAUCACACUGUCCUUUUAAAAGACGCAAGUAAGACAGAAGAACAGGUCAAAGAGGUUCCUUCCCCUUUUCUGCACUCGCCAAAGCCGCCUCUGCCUGCCUCAGUGGCUCCUAUGGGAAUAAAGAGGCGACCUUGGACUAAUGGGAAUGCAGCUGAGUGUGGUACAUGUGGCCGCUGGUUCUCGAGCCCCAGGAAGCGAGACAAACAUGAGUUGAGCCAUCUGCUUGAGUUUGUUUGUCUCUUCUGCCGAGCCACUUUCCCCUCGAGGGACAAAUUGGAGGAUCACCAGAGGGCACAGCAUCCCAAACCUCCUGAGGUAGGAGGUGCUAAAGUGGCCCUCGGUGAACAAAUUGAAGGGGCUGGAGCCAAAGCGGUGACAGAGGUGGCAAAGUGCGAUGCAGAAAAAGAGGGACAACAGAGCCUAAUAAUGAGCAGUACUUGUAGUCCAAGUCGCCUAAGUAGAAGGGCGUUAGCGCGACACACCUGCCCACAGUGUCACAAGGUCUGUAAGACGUCGUCAGCACUAACCCGCCACCUACGACGCCAUGAGUUAAGCACUUCCCCGGAGAAAGAGAAGGAGGACAAAGAGUCAGAGCCAAAAACAGCGGUCACAGGGGUCAGCACUGUUACCAGAGAUGUAGAGACUGAGAAGGGAGAGAAUCCCAGUGCUGUUUCAGUAAUCAGCUAUUCAUCACCAGACCCAAAAAGUAGCACCGAGUGCUUAGCAUUACAGCAGCAUGAAAACCAUGUCAACAAACUGACUGAUGAACAUUACCAAGCUACUGACGAGCUUGAACUGAGUGAGCUCAAACAUCCACCCCCUGAGAGAGAGCCCAGCCCCCAGAUUGUAGACCCUCUGUCAGAGAGGCCAGUGAACCUUACACCCACCAGAUCUGAAUUCACACGUGUCACACCCUCUGCUGUCCAGCGGGAAUCGCAGUGUCUGGACUAUCGCACUCCCACUAAAAAGAGCACAGACAGCCAGAAACACAGAACACCCAGCUCUGUGCACAUUGUGGCAUCCAGCAACACCUCUCCAAAUGUGUCUAUGACGUCACAGACCAGAAUAACCACUGCUGCUCCUGCUGUUUCUAUGACAACAGCUACCAUCUCUGAGGGGGGGUUUAUGAAACGGGAUGGGGUCAUUAUGUCCAGAGACAGGCAGGGUGUGAACGGUGUAUUUCUACAAGCAGAUUAUGAGGAGCCACCUAUGGUCCAAGAUCUUAGAGUCCAAUCUCUGUCCAGGAGUCCCUCUCCUAAUGAAGCACAAGACCUAACCAUGUCCUCUAUGCUGGCCAGAGAGCGGGAGAUAGAAAUGCAAAGAGGGAAAGAGAGGGAGCGGCAGAGACAGAGAGAACGGGAGAGGGAAAAAGAAAUGGUGAAAGAGAGAGAGAAGGAGGUAGAAAGGGCCCAGCAAAUGGGUAGAAUUGUAAAUGCUCCAGAGGAGCAGAUUUCUCUGUUGGUCCCUAAAGAGGAGCCCAUGAGUCCAAUCCCAUCCCCCCAGCACGUCCCCGCUCCAACCACUAUCAAUGGGCCUUCCUCCCAGAGGCACACGCCCAAGUCCACCUGCCAGUCCCCCACAGAUAUUGGACUCUUAGCUCAAGCCAGCCGUCAGCUUCACUCCGCUUCACAAGGACUCGACAGACUCGCACUGCCCACAGGAGCAGCUGGUGCUGGUGACCGCCCUUCUGCACAUGCUCUCCUUCUCCCCCGAGCCCCUCCACCACCUGAGCUUGAGCACCAGGACACCAUUUCCCCCAGAGACUCGCAUCAGGGGGAGGCUCCCUCAGUGGGCUACCAAGCGCAGGAUUAUCCCCUACCCUUGCUUGUGCCGGACGGCUACCGCUCGGGUAAGAAGCAGGAUGAGAACCUACUCAUGUCGUCCUAUCCCGCUGGGGCGCUUCCCUUCGGACCACUGGGAAAGGUGAUGGUUCCUAAUGGUGGGGACCUGGCCAAGCUGCCCUUCUAUCCAGACCCUUACCAGCUGCUCUAUGGACCCCAGUUGCUGGCCUACCCUUACAACCUGGCUGCUCUUCCUGUGGCUCUGAAUAUGAUUGCACCUGCUGGGGACAAGGUGGAACCUCUGCCCUUCCUGCCUGCCAUCUUCAACUACGCACCUGCAGCCAGGCAGUACAUUGGCACAACACCUCACCCCCUUGUGCCAGAUCCAAGCAUCUACAGCAGCAGCGCCGGCGGCAAGAAGCAGCGAGACAGCAACAGCAGCAAACCGUAGGACCCAAAAACACUAUAGCUGUUUAUGAAAGAAUUUGCCCUGUUUGGAAUGGAAGCAGGAGGGGGGCGUACUCACCGGGUAACUCACAUAGUACCCCUACUACUCUUUUAUUCAGUAGAACUCAGAGCUAGACAUUAUACCAAGAAUAGGCGUGAAAAGGAGGAGGAGGAGCAAAGAAAUGGGGAGGAGUGGCUUGUAUUGUAGCGACGUAUCAUUGCUCCCCUCUCUUUACUCCUGCUCACCUUCCCGCAUGUCUCUUCUGUCUUGCUGUAGUGUGUUGUAGUUCUAGAGCUUGAUUAAUCUUCCUCUCUGACUCAUUAUAUUAUAUAUAAGAAUAAGGACUCCUAAUAGGGUGUGUGUUGUAUGAAAAAUUAGUCCAGUCUGCUUCCCUUUAUAGUCGCCGCAUAACAACGAUAAACGCUCUUCUGGGAAGGCCCGUGUAGGCAAGGCUGAGGGAUGAGACAACGCGGUCGUUGCUCGACUCAGCUCGAGGUGCAGAUUUAAGCAACGUGAAUCCUGCUUCUGUUUGUGUGUGUAUUUGAGGGAAUGAGGACACAGGUGGUGAAGUGACGUGUGAACGCUAUACGGCAGCGUGUACAUGCACAGUACGUAAGGAUUAGUGCAUGCAGACGUGGGUUUAUGCAGAUCUGAGUGCAUUGUGUGUGUUUUCAAAAAAAAAA